Molecule: messenger RNA, 698 nt
Organism: Manihot esculenta (cassava)
Lineage: Eukaryota; Viridiplantae; Streptophyta; Magnoliopsida; Malpighiales; Euphorbiaceae
Exons: 1
Coding region: 242-559 (105 amino acids)
Source: RefSeq, a predicted model, not a curated record
AAUAAUUAUAAUAAUAAAAAGAAGGAAGAUGCCUGCAACCGACUUCCCAGUUCCCUGAAAAUUUAAAACCAUGGAUUCUACUUCUACUGUUUCCCUAGAUCACCUCAAAGUUCCAACCCAUUCCACCGUCCAAAUCCAGACAUUAACUUGCGACUUCAGAUUAUAAAUACAUUAUAAAUUCACCUUCUCCCUUAUCUUUAAAUUCUCUGUGCACUACUUCACUAGCUGAAGCUUUCUAGCAAUGUCGUUCUUGGUAUCCAAAGCCCAACCCACUCUCUCAGAAGCUGAGAACAACACCAACAGCAACAACAAUUCCCGAGAACAUGAAGACGACCCAGAAAUCGGAAGCUCCGUGCCCGUGACAAGUCAUGUCCUCUUAAAACCAGCUCACUCAAAUCAGACCUUAAAUAAGGAGGUGGUCCUGCGGCGGAUUCGACAACGUAAGCGCCACAAUAAGGUCCGAGCUGCUGUGCAAGGUUUCUUUGGCUUGCGCGAUUCGUCCAAAACCGACGAUAGGGUCUCUGUUAAAUGGGUGGAUGAUGCUUUUGCUGCACUUUGAUGCUCAUAUUAAUUGUUUAGAAAUGUAAAUCUGGGUGGUGGCCGGAGAGAAUAGUAUAUAUUUCCGGCCACAAAAGUCAAUAAAUCUGAUGCUAUGUUAGCUUUUUCUUUCAGUUUAAUGUGAUUAAUGCUCUUUGUAA